Molecule: messenger RNA, 3427 nt
Organism: Caenorhabditis elegans
Lineage: Eukaryota; Metazoa; Nematoda; Chromadorea; Rhabditida; Rhabditidae
Source: the annotation of a RefSeq genome assembly
AUGUUUCUCAAAGACUUGGGAUGUGGCACUAACACUUGUCAGAAUCUUCCAUUUGAUGUCACUCCAGUCUACAGUGUCUUUGACUUCAAGGGUCGCAUUAAAUUCGAAACUGAUCUAAAUGCACCUGAAGUUCAAGCAAAUCUAGGAAAAGUUGGGUACUUGGUAAAUGAAGAUAUUGAAGGAUUGAUCAGAUAUGAUGAAUAUUACUCCGAAGAAGAUGACUUGUUUGCAUACACCAAUGGCGACUAUCCAAAUCAAUUCUAUGCGUGUCAACUGAGAGAGCAUGGAAACAUGCGGUACAAGUUUGUGAGGACUCUUGGAUACGCAUUCACAGCUAUUACAGUUCCAGAAAAUGAUCCAAUUUACACAAUUAUUGUUUACGAUGAUGGACUCCCUGAGCCAAGCACAACCACAUUAUCCCCAUCUCAGCACGUCUUCCAAACUAAUCCAAUCUGGACAAUUCUCAAAAAUUCAAAAAAUGGAACUCAAGGAGUUGGAGCUGUUAAUCUUCCAUGGACUCCACCAGUCAGUGCAUCUCCAAUUGAACCAACCAAUGUUUGUCUUUUGAAUGGUAAUUCUUCCGUUUUAUCGAGAUGCGGAGAAAUCGAUCGGAUGCUUCAAUUCUUUGAUGACACCCAUGUUUAUAUUGGAUUCAAGGAUUCAAUUCAAGAUGCUUCUAAUACUUACAUCUAUUCUUAUAUUGGAUACGCAUUCACUAGCUCGGAAAAUACUUGUGGAAUUCCACUAGAGCCAAUUCGUGAGCUCUAUAAAUAUGGAGUCGGGUUCACAAGUGUCGCUGGGGAGAAAUAUACGGAAUUAAUUUCCAACGGGUACUCCCUAACUAGAAAAGUCCUUGGCUACACAAUCGACUGUGCCAGUGCAACCAAUGGAGAACUGGUUGUAACUAUUCCAGAUGGUCUCUCUACUGCUACUCCAUUAUCUUCUCUUUCAACUGCUUCAACUCCCACAAAGACGGUCGGAUUCUACACGCGUCCUGUACAGAUUGUGAGUAACCCAUCAGGAGGGCUUCAAGGUUAUUGGAUUGAAUAUUUUGAUACAUCCUCUUUUCCACGAAAUCCUUUGUAUUCCACGAAUGUCUGUUUAUUCCUUGCCAACUCGUCCGUUAUUACAAGAUGUGGACAUGCAAGAAACUUGUAUCAAUAUCACGACACUGUUGACAAUUUUGUUUUUAUCAGUCUUUACACUUUCGGAAGAACUGUUGAAUCUCUUCCACUUGGAGUUGCUUUUGAGACCAGUGAAAAAACGUAUGUGGACUCAAUUUGGUGCCAAUCAGGGAGUUGUACAAAAGUGGUGUAGGGUACAACGUGGUUGCCGGUGAUGAUUAUCAAAAUCUUCUUGAUCAGGGCUAUAACAUUACUGGAAACAUAAUGGGAUACACAAUUGACUGUAAAGAUGCCAACGAUGAAUUUGUGUACGGUUACUUGCCGAACAGCGACGAAUUCGAAACUACUACUGUUGCUGGAAGAUAUGGAUUCAAAGUGGAUACCGUAAAGAUAGUUUUUCCAAAUACUGGUUCAGUCGAAUAUGAGGAUAACGGAUAUUGGGUCAACACUCCAAAAAGACCUCUUGUAACAUUCGUUAGAGACACAAAUGUCUGUGUGUUCCGCGAAGAUCUGGAAACUGUCGAAAAAUGUGGAGCUACAAAGCCAUUGUACCUUUACAUAAAUAAAAACAAUGGAGGGUAUUUCAUGGGAAUUCAAAGUUUUGGAAGAAAUUUAACAUCAACAGAACUCGUGGGUGUUGCAUUUGAAAGUACGGAGAACACCUGUGGGCUGAAAUUGUAUCCGAUGAGAGAGUUUUACGGGCGGCCUGGAUACGAUGUACAUGCCGGAGAAGACUAUGAAGAAAUUACGGCUGCUGGGUACAACCAGACUGGAAACAUCAUGGGAUACACGGUCGAUUGUAGAGAUGCGAUUGGUGGUACUGUAUAUGGACACUUGCCAAACACGAUUCCCGAAGAGCCAACAAAGCCGUCUCAGUCGACUUCUCCUUCCACUCCAUCUACUCCACCCAAUCGAAUUGGAUUCUAUGUAGAACGAGUUUUUCUUGUAGGACCAAAAAGUGGAAUAGCUGGGCAGCAAGGUUACACCUUGAAAAUAGUUUCAAACUUGGAUCCAGACACAGAAGUCCGAGGCGAAACUAAUGUAUGCGUUAUCACUGGAAAUUUCUUAGAGAUCGACACUUGUGCUGAUUUUACUCAAACUUUCAAUAGUUACUUUGAUGCGAACGACAAUUAUUAUUAUGUUGCCAGAGACACAGGAAGACCAGUUACUAAGGCUGGAAUAAUUGGAACAACAUUCUCUAGUCAGGAAAACUUAUGUGGUCUCAAUGUUGUACCCAUCAGAGAACUAUACAAAGAGGGAGUUGGAUAUAAUGCCGUAGCUGGUGAUGAUUAUCAAUCGCUACUUGAUGAAGGUUAUACGCUCAAUGGCCGUAUUAUGGGGUACACUGUUGAUUGCAAUGAUGCUGAAAACGAUUUCGUCUACGGAUUCCUUCCAACUACAACGACUAUUACAAAGUCUACAGUGUCAACGACUACUGCACCGUUGAAUAGAUUCCGAUUGUCACCAGUUUACAUUAUAUACCCGACUGAAUACUAUUUACAAAAUCAACAAGAAGGAAGUCACGUUGCAACACGUUUAGGUUUUAUUCAACAUGAUGGCGCUGGUGUAACAAAUGCAUGUGUUUUCUUGAGUGACCCAAGUAUUGUGGCACUCUGCGGAACAACAGCUCCACUAUAUUUAUACUUCGACAGAGUUAGAGUUGCUUAUUUUGUUGGAACACACAGUGCAGGCCGUAACGUUUCAAUUGAGAGGGCUGCAACAGUUUUUGAGUCGGCUGGCAACACAUGUGGGUUCACCCUGUUGCCACUGCGAGAAUUCUAUAAAGAUGGCACAGGAUAUAAUUUGCACGCCGGAGAUGACUACGAAUUACUAGUCAAUGGUGGAUUUGUCGCAACUGGGAACAUCAUGGGAUAUGCGCCGGAUUGUAGAGACAACGGGUUCCAUGAACCAGAUCUGAAAGAUUAUGUAUCACCAACAACAACCACCCGUACACCAGAACCCACUGACACCUCUGAACCAGGAAAAUGCAACAAGAAUUUGGUAACUCUUGGUACCACUAACAAGAACCGUACUUUUGAAAUGAAUGUUCAAUAUGGAGCGGUGACAACUCUUGAAAAUAAAAGAACAAUGACAGUGUACUGUCAGGGGACCCCAACCUAUAACAUCUAUAUGACAUGGGAUGGUAAUGCAGUCUCCGGCAGAAAUACUGUAUCUGGAUUGGUGGAACUGAAUCUUGAAUGCUCGCUGGUGGAUGGUAAAGACAAUUGGGUCACGGAAAACUCAAAUCAUAGAGUCACAUUUGUCAGAUGUGAUGAAGCUUAUAAUUAUUUACAACAAUAAAA